AAUUAUGAUGAAUAUAAGGAAAUGAUAUUGCAUCAGUCGAACUUAUUUUGUAUUCUAAAAGUCUGUCUUUCAUUUUGUUAAUGUCUUUCAUUUAGUUUGGUAUAGAUUAAAGUUUAUUAGUAUAUAUAUUUACAAAAUUAAAUUGGUCUGGCGCGGCACAGCCAAGCAACCAAUUCAAUUUGGUUAAUACGUACCAAUAAACUUGACCAAGCUAUAUGUAAGUCAGUGUUUUAAAUUAUUUCUAUUAACAGUCGAUUUACUAGUUGUGAACUUAUGGGCAAUUGAUAUUUCAUUUUAACUCUUACCUAAACAGUGAUUUUUUAUUAACAGUUCUUAGUUGAUUUAUUAGUUGUGAACUUAAGGGAAAUUUAUAUACCAUUUUAUCUCAUACCUAAAAUUAGAACCGUCUACUGCAGGUUUUUUUUAGGAAAAUGGGAAACCAUUGGUAGGGAGGGGGAAAAAUAUAAGAGAAAGUCAAUUUGGGGAUAACUAUGACGAUAUUCAUACUUAUUACUAUAUGCUGAACUACAUAGUAGAGAAUCACAACUAUAUCUUUUUCCCCUUAAAAACUUAAUCAUCAUGCAAAAUAUUCUUUGCAGUAUAACAUUUUAAUACAUGUAUGUAUCAUGUGGUGAAUGGUUUUUAUACAUCAAAUUUUGUCUGAAUUUUAAUACAGUAUAGGUAAAAUAGUGUAUCUGUGACACACUUUAGCUCCAUACAAGUAAUUUUCAUAAUAAGAAAUACAAAAUAUAUUACUUAACUAAAAAUAACCAAGAAAAUGACAAUAUUUUGAUAGCAACAGAACUGAUUUCCAGAAAUAGUACGGUUCAGUAUGUGAUAUAGCCAAGAAAAAAAAUGGCCGCCUCCAUGUUCAGACAGUACUUGCAGUUUCCUGCAACGUUUUUGGUUAUUUUAGACAACAAUUAUGAGAGGUAAUUAAAAGCAUGUCAUACUUAAGGCGCUGGCGUCAAAAUGAGGCUGCUGCACAAGCUUUGGCUGAGAGCAGUGAUGAAGAUGAUGUUGCUACAAAUAUGACAGUAGUUAAUGUAGGAGGAUAUGAUAUCACAUCCUCAUCUGAAGUUUUUGAUGAAAAUAAUGUUUCUUAUAAUGAUGACAGUGAUGAUAACUUGUCGGAUUAUGGCUUUUCUGAGACAAUUGUAUCAUCUGAGACCGAUUCUGAGACGGACAAUUUGUCAGAUGAAGAAAAUGAUGAAUCAACAUUAAGGGAACAAUUAGCAACAUGGGCUACAUCUAAUAAUUUAAGCAAAAAAUGUGUAGAUGAUCUAUUGAAACUUCUAACUUCAAGAUGUAAUACUUACCUCCCAAAAGAUAGUAGAACACUACUUAAAACCCCUAAAAUGGUAGAUUAUGUUGAAAAGUGUGGUGGAAAAUUUAUUUACUUUGGUAUAAGGAUUGGGUUAUUGAAAAUUUUAUCUUUGAAGUCAUUUUCACUUGAUGCUUCAGAACAGAAUACAAUAAAGCUGAAUUUCAAUAUUGAUGGAAUUCCUUUAUUUAAGUCAACUGGAACACAGUUUUGGCCAAUUCUCUGUAACUUCAAAAGCUAUACACCUUUUAUGGUGGCCAUUUUCUACAGUUCACACAAGCCUAAUUCUUUAGAAGAAUUUUUAAUUGAUUUCAUUGAGGAAUUAAAUGAACUUAUAUCUGAAGGCAUACAGUUAGACAAUCAAAACUUCCAUAUUAGAAUCAAUGCUUUCAUUUGUGAUGCUCCAGCACGAGCUUUUCUAAAAAAUGUAAAAGGCCAUUCUGGUUAUAAUGCUUGUGAGAGAUGUGCUGUUCAUGGAUACUAUAAAGAUAAUCGUGUUAUUCUUCACUCCGAUGAAGUAUGCACUCCAAGGACAAAUGAGGACUUUGCUGCUUUCAAGUACCCAUCUCACCAAAAUGGAAUAUCUCCACUUGCAGCAUCAGGCAUACCAUGUGUUACAAGUUUUAGUCUUGACUACAUGCACUUGGUAUGCCUUGGUGUUGUUAAGCGAGUUUUAUGGUUUUUAAGGCAAGGACCAACAGUAUGUAAACUUUCAGCAUUACAAGUGUCAGAAAUAUCAAAUGCCUUGAUUUCACUUUCUGGUAAAUUGCCUUCAGAGUUUGCACGUCAGCCAAGAUCAUUGUAUGAUAUAGAGCGCUGGAAAGCUACAGAAUUUAGACAAUUCCUCCUAUAUACAGGUCCAGUUGUUCUUAAAAAGUUUUUAACCAAAGAAAUGUAUGAACAUUUUUUAAGCUUAACUGUAGCCAUAGCAAUACUUCUUGAUAAUGAUUCAGUUACGAGAACAUCAUAUUUGAGUUAUGCACAAAAUCUCUUAAGUUAUUUUGUCAAAAAAAGUAAAGACAUAUAUUCAGAGAAAUUCAUUGUCUAUAAUGUCCAUUGUCUUACUCACCUGGCUGAUGACUGUAGGCAUUUUAUGUGUUCAUUGAAUGAAAUAUCAGGAUUUCCAUUUGAAAAUCAUCUACAAUCAGUUAAAAAAUUAGUGAAAAAAGCUAGAAAUCCAAUAGUUCAGGUUGCGAAAAGAAUACAGGAAAGAAAAACUGCUGAUUUGUAUUGGGUGUUAGACUUAAGUCAACAUUUAAUGUUAUUUCAAUCAAAGAAAGAAAUAGAUGUUUUCUACUCAAUGAUGGAUCGUAUGCUUUUGUGAAAGAAAAGAAAGACAAACAUAAUUUAGUGUGCCAAGUUUUAAAGCAAGAACAGUCAGAAAGUUUUUUCAGAAAGCCGUGUGAUUCCAAACUCUUGAACAUUGCUAUUGUCAGACGUCAUCAACGAAUGAAAAGGAAAAACAUACAUAUUUCUCAGCUGUACAGAAAACUAGUAUGUUUGCCUACUGAGCAUGGGAAUGUCCUUAUACCUAUGUUGCACACCAUGGAGCAAUGAAUGUGGGUAAGAGCAGUGUGGAUGGAGGGUGACAGGGAAGAAGAGGGUGUUGUACCGAAACAUGGAUUAAAGGUGGUUACCUUUUCUGGCCACCUGGAGUUGAUGCACGGAAAAGCUCGUGAAAAGAAGAUUUCACCACA
Molecule: messenger RNA, 3021 nt
Organism: Ruditapes philippinarum (Manila clam)
Lineage: Eukaryota; Metazoa; Mollusca; Bivalvia; Venerida; Veneridae
Exons: 3
Coding region: 945-2648 (567 amino acids)
Source: RefSeq, a predicted model, not a curated record